This is a messenger RNA of Adelges cooleyi (spruce gall adelgid), 1406 nucleotides long. RefSeq lists its product as uncharacterized. The coding region runs from base 62 to 1210 and encodes 382 amino acids. The transcript has 4 exons. The record is from RefSeq and is a predicted model, not a curated record. Lineage: Eukaryota; Metazoa; Arthropoda; Insecta; Hemiptera; Adelgidae.
AAAACCUUUUAGUUUUUCUUGGGCUACAGCAAGUAUUCAACGUCAGUAAAACAUUAACAAUAUGAUUAGUCAUUUUAGUGUGAUUCUUUUGUGUUUUUCCGGCGCAUAUGGCAUAUUGUCAAAGAUUGACAAUUUAGAUUUGGAAGGACUAAAACGAGUUUUGAACAAUGAAACUCCCAUUGACGAAUGGAACACAGCAAUGGGCGAAACUGUAUCUUACAAACGUCCCAACGGCGAAGAAAUCAUUGUUAACGUUAGGGAGGCUGUGCGCAACUUUAAGCAAAAUGCUGACAACAGUUCUGAGGCGGAAUUUUUAGAGAUCCGCGACAUAAUCAAAUUGGCUUAUGAGUGCACGUUAACGAAAUACGCGAGUUUCACCACUUUUUUGAUUGUUCAGGACUUGUUGGAGUUCAAAAAGAACACUUUGGCAGCCAUACGAGAUACGCAACUAAAUGAGCCGGAUUUCGAUCUUAACAACAUAUUUAAUAAUUCACAUUUUAAACUUAUGCACGGAGUCCAUAAUCUUGGGAAAUCUUACUUGGACUUUGAUUUUAAAAUUAAUGGCAGCUUUAAAUAUUUCAACAAUCACACAUUUUAUGGAUCCGCACAGAAGAAUAUCCACCUUAUUUGGGAAGAAAUCAUUCUAAAGACGAUCGGUUUAAAAAUCAAGUACAAACUCUAUACCGAUGUAAUGCGUACGAAAUUUACAAACGAAUAUUACCAACCGCUUGUUGACACUCUCAAUGAACUUAUUUGUGUUCUCAAUGAAACUGUCCGCUUGUUCGACAAUUCUAUCGUGGGCAAGUGCAUAAGACAAGACGACAGUUUUGUGGGUAAUUUUCGAUCAUUAAAAAAGGGAUUCAUCAACGCCAAAAUUCCUUUAGUUUUAAAGCACUUUGAUGGAUUGCAAGGCGAUAAUCGAAAGGUGUUGGUUAGUGAUUUUACACAAUCGAGAACGGAAACAUCGUCCGCAAUUGCCGCAAUAGAGGCUUCUGGUUGCUUCGUAGAGGAUGCCGAAUUCGAGAUUUCUGGUAUAAAAACGGUUUUGCCAAAUAAUAGAAAUCCAGCGGACAUUUAUGGCACUAACUUCAACGCAUGCCCAUCCGUAUUUAAAACGAAAGUUGUAGAAAGUGACCAUGAAGUGCAAGAUUAUGAUAUAGCAAUAGGUUUGCUGCAGAUUCGAGAUGCAGCACGUUUAAACGACUUUUAACGUGAACUCAGAAGAAAUCCCAACUGAGACCAAUGCGAUUCGUGGACAAGAAUUUAAUAAGACCCUAAAGACCAACACGAUGAAAAUGGGAUCUGAUAUCAAAAACAUAUAUUUAAAAUAAUAAUCACAUAUAUAAUCUAAUGUUAACAUUUAUUACAGUAACUAUUGUACAAUAAACCUACUUUGCAAAUUAUAA